Messenger RNA from Ruditapes philippinarum (Manila clam), 1039 nucleotides. RefSeq names its product torsin-1A-like. Gene Ontology annotation, molecular function: ATP binding; ATP hydrolysis activity. The record is from RefSeq and is a predicted model, not a curated record. Lineage: Eukaryota; Metazoa; Mollusca; Bivalvia; Venerida; Veneridae. The transcript is spliced from 4 exons. The coding region runs from base 44 to 1039 and encodes 331 amino acids.
UCGACAUAAAGUUUUUCGAAAUACAAUUUUAGUUACGUGAACCAUGAACGGAAUUGAUAGAAAGGUAGUUAAAAAAUACACUCGUUCGCAUUGUUUAACUUCUUCAAUCGACUCAUAUAAUCAUCUGCUUAGAAUGCCUGUUUGUGUUUGUUAUACAUUGUUCACAUUGACAUGUAUUGUAGCAGUAAUUUUGUUGUUUCAUUUUACAACAAUAUUUGUUUGGACAGUAACAACUGGAUUAGUUGUACUAAUCUUAUUUGUCCUAUUUAGUCAAAAUAUUAACCAUGAUAAAGAUUGUUUAUUCGCUGUAAUUUUUGGAUCAUUGCUGAUUGUUGUUUUUGUGGUUGUGGUAGCCAUGUUGGCAAAGGGUUUACAAUAUGGAUACACUUUCACAACAUGUUACUUCAAUGAAUGUUGCGACGACAACUGGAUCUCUCCCAAUAUCAGUGUCCUUUCAUUCCAACUAAACAAAAAGUUGUACGGUCAACACCUAGUGAUUGGUCCUUUGGUGAAACAUCUAAGAAGUCACGUUGAAGUUCAACAUAAACAAGCAACAGUGCUUUCACUAAAUGGUUUGCCUGGAACCGGGAAAAACGUCGUGAGUCGCAUGGUGGCAGAUAACAUGUAUGUCAAGGGUAUGGAGAGCAAAUACGUUCAUCUUCUUUCAGCAACGAAAGAUUUUCCUCAUGAAAGUAUGCUAGAACAAUACAAGAAGAUGCUGAAUAUGAUGUUAGAAAGAGCUGUUAAAGAAUGUUCAAGGUCACUUUUUAUCAUUGAUGAAAUGGACAAAUUACCUCCUGGUUUGAUUGACACUAUCCGCCCUUACGUUGAUGACUACGAACACGAGGAAGGAACAUACUUUAAUAAAUUUCUUUUUCUCUUCUUAAGUAACACGGGCGGAGACAUUCUUGCUAAACAUGUUGUGCAAAGUUAUACUCGUGGAUAUGAUAGAAGAGAAUUGAGACUAAAGGAUAUGGAAGAAAUUGUACGAAUUUCAUCGUUAAAUGAACCAAGAAAAGUGACUAUACAUUGUAUUUAA